Molecule: messenger RNA, 10187 nt
Organism: Aquila chrysaetos chrysaetos
Lineage: Eukaryota; Metazoa; Chordata; Aves; Accipitriformes; Accipitridae
Product: glypican-5-like
Exons: 9
Coding region: 105-1922 (605 amino acids)
Biological process (GO): regulation of protein localization to membrane; positive regulation of canonical Wnt signaling pathway; cell migration
Cellular component (GO): extracellular region; cell surface; plasma membrane
Source: RefSeq, a predicted model, not a curated record
AGGCGGGCGGGGGCAGCGCCGCCGCCGGGACUGGCGCCCGCCACCGGCACACGGCCCGCGCCCCGCAGCGCUCCGGCCCGGCCCGCGGCCGCCGGGGGUGCGAGAUGGCCGCUGACCGGAGCCGCGGGGUCCUGGGGCUGUGGCUGCUGGCGGCGGCGGGGCUGUGCGGCGGGGUGGCGGCGGGCAAGUCCCCCAGCUGCCACGAAGUGCGGACGGCGUUUCAGCUGCGGCAGAUCGGGCCCCUCAAGCUGGUCCCCGACGUGCCCACGGCCGAGUCAGAUUUACAGAUCUGUCAACAUAGAGCACCAACAUGUUGUACCAAAAAAAUGGAAGAAAGCUACCAGGCAGCUGUUCGAAGGGAGAGGACUCAAAGUAUCCAGGCACUGAACUUUGAACUGAAAUACAUGAUUGUUGGUCAUAUCACAGCUUUUCAAGAGGCCUUUGAGUCUUUGCUGCGCUUUGCUGAAAACCGCACAAGUUCCCUGUUUGAGACAGCUUACAGACCUAUGGCAAAAGAAGCAGCAGAGCCUGUUAAAGAACUUUUUACAGACAUCUCUCUCUACAUUCUGGGUGCAGAAACUACAGUGGAAAGUGCAGUAUUACGGUUCUUUGACAGUCUCUUUCCUCUGGUGUAUAGUCGGCUAAUAAACCCAGGAAUUACAGAUUUAUCAGAGGACUAUACAGAGUGUCUACGGCUUACAAGGCAAGACAUAAAUCCUUUUGGACGCUAUUCGAAAAACAUGGUUACAGAGCUGUCAAAAUCUCUUUGGGCAAGUAGGAUGCUCAGCCAGGCCCUCAGUCUGGGCAUUGAAGUGAUAAAUACUACUGAACAUGCAGCUCUUACGAAGGAAUGUAGCAAAGCUCUAGUGAAGAUGCAGUACUGCCCGCAUUGCCAGGGCCUGACCCUAAUCAGACCCUGUGUCGGAUAUUGUCUAAAUGUAAUGAGGGGCUGUUUGGCCAGUGUGUCAGAACUGGAUGCACAAUGGAGGGAGUAUAUCUCCACACUGGAAUAUCUGACUAACGAAAUGGCUGCCUCACAUGAUCUGGAAAUUGCACUGACGGGAAUCCGGAACUCCAUCAAUGAAGCCAUCCUGCAUGCACAGUUGAAUGGACCACAGCUCUCUGCUACAGUUGAUAAAGUGUGUGGACAGCCCAAACAACAAGAAGGGAACCUGUCAUCAGACAAUAUAGUGCCAGUGAAGGAAGCGACUGAAACCCAGACAUUCGUGAUGGCUCACGCUAGUCUGAACAAUAAAAGAAGUUCUCUGCCUCUGAAAGCUUCAAAGAAUGACAAAUCAAGAAGUUUGAAAAAAAUCUCUCGAGAGUUCAUCAAUUACAUGAAGCGAUCCCGAACAUUUUAUGCCUCUAUAGCAGAAAGGCUGUGUGAUGGAGACCUGGUGAUGAGAGACAGUUCAACCUGCUGGAAUGGAGAGGAUGUUGUCGAAAGUUACACCAGCAGAGUUGUUUCUAAUGGACUGAAGGCACAAACUAAUAAUCCAGAACUGAAAGUCAGAGGAUUGGACCCACUCAUCAGUAAUUUAAUUGAUAAACUUCAGCACUUUAAUCAACUGGAUGCUGAGAAGGCAAAAUUAAAACUGGAAAGAUGGGCUUCCCCAGAUGCUGGCAGUGGGGGUGGAAGAAGUGAAGAGAUGGAGUCGAGCGGGGAUUGUGAUGAUGAGGACGGCUGUCAAGGAUCCGGUGACAGGAUUCACACAGCAGAUAUACUCAAGGAAAAGAAAACCCAUCCAGAAAACAGAAACGAACCAAAACCAACUGUGAAAAAGAUUGACACCACAACCACCACAAGCACUGUCAAGUCAUCCUCUAAACACAGUGUAACUGGAAAUGGGAGCAAUCCAGCCCCGAGUUCCUCACUUGUUAUUUUAACAGCACUAGCAGUUCUGUGGCAUUGUCCACUGUAGCUGUAUUACCUUGCAGCCAUUGUGCAAGUGUUUCUGUUCACUGUCAUUUAUACCUACAGCCUUACCCAACAAAACAAAUUUGAAUGGCUCUCUAGUUUAUGUGAUAUGUUAGAAUAAAUAUUAAACGACAUGCUGGAGUUGGCAGAUACCAAGUGUCAUCACUUAAAAUAUCUGAAGAUAGCCUUUGACAAAGCCCACCCAAGACACAGAGGGAAUGACGACAAGGGUCUGAGUAGUUUAAGUUAUGGGGUAGAAAUAAUUGAAAACACACAAAUUAUGUGUGUGUGUCUUACUGUUUUUCUCAAUUUCGUUCACUGGAAUCUGACUGGCUGGUUUUGUUUGUUUAAUUUUUCUGAUAAAUUAUAUGAAUGGUCAGUCUUCAAAUUCAAGCCCAUACAUACUUUAUUUUUCUAGUGAACAGCUAACAAGCUAUGUCUACAGUUGUAAAACUUGUUAAAGUAAAGUACUCUGUACCAGCUUGAUGAAAUUCCUAAGUGGUCAAGAAGAUCAAAGCAUGUUUGAAACUUCUUUUCACUCUUACUGUUUAGAUUGUAGGAAGCAAUAUAAAAGCAUAUGGUGUGUCUAAUAUAUCAGUAUAGUUGCCUUAACUAUGGAAAAAAUUAGAACCACUUUGUUUACUGAGGGAUAUAGAUAGUGAGUUUCCCUGCCCUACAAAAUGCCAUUACCAGAUGCUUAAGCAUAUGCUCAAGGCUUAUUGGAUGAAUGUCCAGCAAUGGGAAACAUAAAUAAACAUAAUAAUGUUUUAUCCAGUUGAAUGCAGCUCUGUACAGAGGAAAAAGAUAAUUUCGUUCAAACUUACUUUGCCUGUGUGAUGUUAAAGAGAAACUGACUUAAAUUUUCCAUAAGGGUCUCAGAGAUAAAAAUUAUUGGGAACUCCCAUUAGACACUAACUAGAUUUUGUGCAUUGUGGAUCUCUGAAAUCAACUCUGUUUCAUAAAUUGUGUAUUAUUUAAUUACAUUUAAUGUUUAAAAUUUUGUAUCAUGGUAGGUGUAAAUGUAAAACAAUCUGAAAUCUAGAACGUUCUCUGUUAUGCCUCAUCUUUAUUGCUACUCUAGAAGAUGUCAAAAUGUGCGUUACAUUACAAGGGUAUUUUUUUAAUCCAUGAUACAUUGAUGCAUUUUAACUUUUUGGAUGAAAAAGUGCUAUAAUAACUUCUAAUGGGUUAAGAAUUAAUGUGUGUUUUCCAACAACUGUUUACAGUACCAUUGAAUAUAUAUAUACAAACACAACUGUAUGAAUACAGUGAUUAAUAUGAUAAAUAUAUGAAACACUAGAAUUGUUACAUUUACUACAUUUCAUGACUAUUACAACAGUUUAAUGGCCCUUUUCAUGUUGUAGACUAUUAUUAUGUACAGUUUUAUAAGAUUUAAUGUAAAACACUUGCCUUUGUUUUUUUGUAAAACUUCUCUGAUAUUUACAGUUACACAGCCACUGACAUAACUCAAAAGAAGAACCCUGUAUCUUACUAAUCAACUUCAGGCAUUUUAUUGGCAACUUUGAUUAUAAAAGAGAGCCCAACUCAAAGAGGAUGCCAGGAUUACUACCGGAUGUCAUUAUAUAGAAAAUGGGAAUAAUACUGAACAAGCAUACAAUAAGUGAACAAAGACUCUCUACACUUGUAUGUUUUCAGAUAGUGUUAGUGAACAUGUCUAAUUAUGUUUGCGAAGGUGGGACUUGAGUUUUGUUUUUAAUUUGGGCUCUUAGAUCAUAUUUACAGAAAUAAAGGUAUAAUAAGAACUAUCAACACACCCAGCCGCAAAGGCAGUGUUUCUGAAGUGGCAGCAGCUAAGUUUUCUAAAAGAUAAUUCAAUUUUAAUGUUGAAACAAGGAGAUAAAAUGGAAAAGAUACUUACACUAACAUGAAAUCUUUUAUAUUUGAAUUCUGAUGUUUCAUAAUGGUAAUGAUAUUAAUAUGCCUAAGUAGUGCUUUCCCAUCAUAUUAGUGAAAAUCAGUUUUCCCAAAAGUACUAAAAUGGCUGUCCUGCGUUUUCCAGGGUUUGUGAGCUGCACCAGUCUAUUGAACUCUAAUUAAAAAUGCCGCUUCUUGUAUUCAUUUUCAGUGCACUUUUACCUGAGAAGGCAUGCAAGUCAUGUCAUUUGUACAGUGAAAGGACACCAUAAUUCCUUGCAGUCUUAAAGGAUCAGUUGUGAUGGCUGCUGUUAGGCAGGUUGGUCUCUGUGCAUACACAGAAAUGUACAUCAGGUGCUAACACCGCCAGCUCCUCAGGUAAUACCAAUCACUGUGGCUUCACUGAAGCAAUUCAUAUCUCUUGCUUGUGAACCUGACCCCUAAUUUAGUAUUCCCACACAUAGGAUGCUCAGUCAUCUUUCAGGCAAAUGUAUCCACAUUUGCACACUUAAGUCUCCAUCACGAUUCCUAUGGAUAGAGCUAGGGUUUCAGGUCUGGGCUCUGACGCUGCCAGAUUUCACCUGUGCAGUUUGGAGUUUUCAGUUCUUCUCACCUGCAGAGAGGGAACUUGAAUACCUAGGCUUAUGUGUCUUUAUGAGGUCUUUUCUGAAAACCGUUUUGUGCUUUUAGCUCAGAGCAGUGGUCCAGCUAGCCUAGUAUUCAGCUGUAGCAGGGGAAGUUGCAGAAGCCCUGCAGUAGGCGUGUAUGGAAUAACUCACCCAGGGGAUUAUUUGUUGUUGCUAACUGUCAUAAUCUUGCUAAACAAAAACCUCUGAAAAAUCAUGAUUGAAUUUUCGGUUUGAUUGGCAAAUAUUUGUAUGAUGUAGCGUUCAUCUUUCAAGCUAAACAAGACAUCCCUUUUGAAAUUUCUGUAACAGAACUAGAACGAGUUAAAACUGUGGGGUGAGAUAGAAUCAACUCAUUUCAUUGGAUUCAACCAAUAUUUUAAUAGACACAAAUUGUUACGGAACAAGGGAAGAGACUUCAGAGGACUCCACAUCUAUUAAUAUAUUUCACACUAAUAUACUUUUACACUGUAAGAAAAGUACUGGUCAAACCAGCAUGAAAUAUGUUCAUAAUGUGCAUCAAAAAUGGUGCAGCUUCAAAGGGCAAUGCAGUAUAUUUUUACUGAUGGUUUAUGAUUUCUUUUUUCAGGAUCAGUUGCAUUUACAUAUUUAAAAAAGAGUGUUUUCCAUCAAACGACAACAUACCAGCAAAGGCAAAAAUAACUGCCUGUGUCAGAUAAAGGAAGUAUUUCUUUUCAGAUGAAUAAGAUACCUAUUUUACAAAAUCUUAUUUUGUUAUCCAGGACACUGUAAUUAUGAUGUAAUUACGAAGGUCUAAAUUCAAAAUACUUUUGAACUUGUCUAUGUAAUCUCAGUGUAAAAUAAGGUACCAGUCUAAGUGCAUUGCUGUAGCUUUGCCCAACAGUUAUGAAUUGUAUUUAGCCACUGCUUUUUGAAUGUUUAUUGUUUUGCUAUGACUUUCUUUUGAUAUUUUGCUGUGCCAGCAUUUGUGAAUGCCAGCGUUGGAAAGUAACUGCUGUCAUACAUUUGUGAGUAAAAUCAAUCUAUAAUUUCCUCUUGAUAGUGAUGCAGGCUUCUUACCGAGUAGUACAAAAUUGCCAUGGGCAUACAGUCAGUUCUUAGUGUUUCACUGCUCUUUGGACUCCAUGUCACACCAGGUUCGUGUGUCACUAGCCCUCUUCCUGGCUAUGAAAGCGUCAGGAAGAAUGAACAUGGGUGGACAAAAGCAGGCGUGGCCGCAAUGUGCCGGUGCGUGGCAACCUCCAGCUGCCUUUUCUGAGGCCCUGAGCCGAGUGUUCUCAGCUAAUUUUCAAGCAGCUUUUACACCUCUCCAAAUCAACGCAUGGAGACUGGCCAGGCAAAGAGCAGCAGAGAAUCUAGAGACUGUAUAUUCAGGCAACUUCACAGACACCUGCUAUGAAUUGCACAUUUUUUGCAAUUUAGAUGCUUUAUGGAAUCCAGCCUCCCAUUUUCACCCUUACACUUUUUUUCUGGCUUGCAUAUUGCCAGUGUUAUGCCCUGUCUUCCAGUGCGCCAGAUACUUUGUCAUUGCAUAAGGAAUUGUGAUUCUGAUCUUUCACUCAGUAACGAACCUUUUGAGGUACAAAUACCUGUCAGAGCUUGAUAAGAGCAAUACAAAUAAUAAUGUCCAGCUGCAUUGACUUCAGAGGCUCUGUGUAUGGGUAUCUGGCUAUGACAUUCACAUCUUUUUGAUCUCUUAAAUCAGAUCGGUAUUUAAUAUAUCCCUAUUUCCAUUUGUUACCAAGACUGCAAUCAUAAUUUUAAAUUUGACUCUCUAAUCCUGUAUGGGUCUUCUCAAUAUUGUCCUAAUGGAUGUUGUGCGCAGACUUAAUUUUAACGUUAGAUGAGCCUUUUGCCCAGAUUUACUGAGCCAUUCUUAUUUAAUAUUGCACAUGAUUAGGUUUAAGCAAGAUCUGUUCAAGUGAAAGGAGAUGAAACACACAUUAAAGUGAGAUACUGACUAGGACAAAAAUCCAGAAAGUCCCUUUGUUCCUGAAUUGGACUCUUCACAUUAAACAGAUUUUGAGGUUUAGCUGAAAUUACAGUCAAAAUUUCAUAACUAGCAUGCUGCCAAGAGGAUUUUAGCCUUGCAUUGAAAAUCGAUAAGCAGUCUACCCAUUUUUUAAGUGAGAAUUAAUUAAUCUACAUGCUUUCCUCAUGUCUCCACACAUGGGUAAAUUUAGGUCUGUAGAAAUAGGAGACAUUCCUUAAAACAUAUCCUGCCCAUUGAGCAUCACAGCAUUGUAAGUGCUUAAUGUUACAACUAGCCAAAAGCACGAGACUUUUAUUUUCAUUUAUAGCAUUUAACUACUCAUGGUGCUUCUUGUAAUGACAUAUGGCAUGUGUGGUAAUGAAAAGUGAAACAUCUUACAGUCAAUGUCAUUAUAGCUGUGACAUGUGUGAGUCAAAAAGAACAUGAUAGUCUUCCUCCCGUUGCCUCGAAGUUCAGAAUUAUUCCCAGUACUGAAUUCUCUUCUGGUUUCUACUUUCUAACUAACUAUAUUUGAAUUUUAUUAAAUAUUAAGCCACCAAAAAAUAAAUACUUGCCAAGAGAUUGUAAUAAAUAGAGAGAUAAUAAACUCAGAGAAGUACCCUGCAUUUAAAAUAGAGAAUACUCCUGGACUGGAACAAUUUUUCAAGUCCCUCUCCCCUCUCCAGAUUCAUCACCAUCCCCUUCCACCUCCAUACAGCACAACAUGAAGCCUGCAUGCAGGAAGCUGGUGCACUGAAUUCAGGAAAGUGAAGUAAAACUAUUGCUGCGUAGUGGUAUUUCCAAGUAUCUUGCUUAAAGUGGGCUUCCUUUUGCUGGUUAUGAGGAAUGCAUUCAAACUGCAUGUGCAAUUGCUUAAGUUCUUAUCCAGUAAAUAGCUACAGUUGCUGUAGCUUUCAGAAAAGGCUGCUGGGUACAGACCGUGAAGCAAUAUUUUUGUGUUGCUCCCAUGUCACUGAGAUCAAACUCAGUCCUUAAAAUAGACUGGUUUAGACAUUCCAGUUAUUAUCAACACUUCAGUGAUUUCCACCCAUGAAAAUCAUGUAAUACCCUUUUGAGAGAAGGGCACAUAAAAGAGACCCCACUGAUGCUUUCAUGAGGUACAUAAAGUACUUCAUUAAAGAGCCAGUAACAACCACAGCAUUUUUUUUCAUUUCUGUGGUGAAAGUAUUAAUACUACCUUGCAAAAUUAUGCAGUUUGCACUUAAUCAUUUCAAUUAAUCUUUACUAAAUUACCCAGUCCUUUGUAAUUAUAAUAUUUGCAGCUAAUUUAAUGCCAUCCUAAAAAUCAUUCGUUGCAUAAUAUAAGCAAUUAACAUUUAUUCGGGGUUUUUUCUGUUGCAGGGGGAUAUAUAAAUUAUCCUCAGUGGCCUUUCUGUAUACCUAAUUAGCACCUGUUUGAAUUAUUCUACAGGCUAUGGACAUUUCAUUUGAAAAAUAAAUGUGUUGCUAGUUUUGUGAACUCCUUGCAAAUACACAGUUGUAAAAUUUACUUUUCAGGGGAAUACAAAAACAUGUUUUCAUAUGUCGUCUGGGUUUAUGAGCUAGGCUAAGCUUUUAGGCUAUUACACCUAGAAUAGGCACUGACAUUUUUAAUGCAGUUAAAAUGGAAGCAGUCAGAUACCUCUUUCCCAUAAUUAAGUACAGUAUCCCAGAUUUGUAGCCUGGUUUAUUCAGUAACGAAAAAGGAAAGCAAUAAGACAUCAAGAAUAUAGAUCCUAGUGUAACUUUCACAUUUCUGUAUAUGCAUAUACAGUUAGGAAGUUUUACUAAGCAGAGACUAUCAAAAGCAUUGCUAUGCUGGAGUGUCAAGGAUACUGUGUUAAAGUUGUGGAAAUUAAACCAGGUUGCUUCAAUGCCAUAAGUAAGCUUCUAGGUAAAUACUAAUUUUCUAUUUAAAUACACAGUAUAUUGAAGAAGAUCAUUCGAUCUCUCUAAAAAGAAGAUCUGAAAAAAACUUCUAACAAGAAUGCCAAUAUCAAAUAUUUAUAACCUCUACACAUAUGAAAUUGGGACAUCAAAAUGGACUUGAGAUUUUUCUGUGGGUAUGAAUUGUUGCAGCAGACGCUCAGCUCUUAUAAAUCAGUAUAGCUCCUUUGAUUUCAGUUUAACUAUGUAAAUUUACCCCAGGAUAGUAUCUAGCCCAAGAAUGUGAAUUUAUUCCCAUCUUUCUGCAGGUGCAGAAAAUCAACAGUAACUGCAGUGAUUACAAAAUUUGCAUAACAGUUUUACAUUGCCCAGGCCACUGAUCAGAUAGUAUCUUCAUGCCUGAAAAGAAAAUCUGUAACACAUGGGAUGCCAUUAAGUCUUCUGGCAUUUUCCCUUUCCAGAGGCAUGGCAGGGGCCUUUUCCAGAAGUAGCUGGUAUGAUUUGGGGCUACAAGUUGAUAUUCGUACUGUGAGUAUCUCCUAGGGUAGAAAAUCUUUCUCAGAGAAGGUUUGCUGAUACAAAUCAGGCCUUGAGGCAGAUCAAGUUUGAUUUUUCUGUUUCAUGUUAAAACGUAGGAUCCAGGUCUUAAACUGGCCUCAGAAACUAAUUGAGACUCAGUGGAGAGAACUGAUUGUGGCUUUGAUGUUUUCAGAGAAGCUUAAGCUGCAGAGAAGGCAAGCAGCCAUAUUCUGCUUUAGCUGAAGCAUGUGUAUCUUUGCAUUCAGUUUCAGAUAAAAUUACCUGUGAGUUUCCAGAUUAGUGGUGACAAAUUUGUGAGUUACUGUAGCCUGAUGUUCUUCUAUGGAGAAGAAAUGAAAUUUCCUCCUAAGCGGAAACAAAAAGAAGGCUUUUUAUUUUUAUUUCAUGUUAUGCUAAACAUCCAACUUGGAAGGAAACCAAAACAGGACGUUGGGCCUCACAGAGAUGUAGAUUCCCCUGAGUGGGGUAGUUCUUGGUGCAUGUAGUGAUAACGGUAUCAGAGUCUGUCUGCUUGUUGUGAAGGAGGAUGUCCACCCUUUGGCUCUUUCUGGGGGCUUGACAAAAGCUACAUUUUAUGGCUUAAAGGUGACAAAUCGUUUAUAGGCAAAAGUUGUAGCUAAGUCCACAAAGCAGUGAAUAAAGCAAUAGGACAUUUGAUGGUGGUCUCAUUGAAAAAUGAGAAAAUGAAUUUAACUGACAUAUUUCGGCUUUUCCGUUAGGGAUGACCAACGGAGUUGAAACCUACUCCCAAAACACUGCAGCUGCAUAUGGGAGCAGGCUAAUGUAGCAGCAAUACUAUAUAAAAUAUUUGUUGUAUCCCACUUAUUAUAUGGGGCAGUAUUAGAAUAAAAAUGGAAGCCAGUACACUAAGCCUUGCAUAGUACAACCACUUACUGUACUUUGAUAUCAGAACUAAUACAGUAUGAAUGUUUACAGUACACCAGGGUAGAAAUUCUAGUAAAAUAUGUGCUUUGUCAUUUAGAUUUUAAAUAAUUAGUUUAUGGCCUUCUAGUCUUUUUUAGUUCAUUUUAUUGUACAGGAAUUAAUAGGCCUCUAACAUUUGUAUUUUACAUGAGUUGCAUCAUGGGUAUUUUAAGUUCCAAAAUAGAUUGGGUUUGCCCUAAGCUGGGUUCAAGCUCUAACAAUUAUUUCUCUUUCCCAAGCACGUGUUUUAUUUGCAGUAUAUCUCCUUAUAUUUUUAUUGAAUAAAUUUGUCAGUUUUCUCCAGUUUGUUUUCAGUAUUGAAUAUGAUAAAGGCAAUUUUAAAAAGCAGUCUGAAAACAAUGUCUUAAAAGAAGAACAAGGCUACUUUGAAAAGUUAAAGUAAACAGUGUGUUUUGUAAAAGACAGUGAACUAUGAAUGGGAAUAAAAAUAAAUAAUCCACAA